Arachis duranensis is the source of this 2162-nucleotide messenger RNA. Its product is annotated as protein CHUP1, chloroplastic. Gene Ontology annotation, cellular component: chloroplast outer membrane. The record is from RefSeq and is a predicted model, not a curated record. The transcript has 5 exons. NCBI's taxonomy places the organism in Eukaryota, Viridiplantae, Streptophyta, Magnoliopsida, Fabales, Fabaceae. Bases 302 to 2011 code for a protein of 569 amino acids. Gene Ontology annotation, biological process: chloroplast organization.
ACCAAAUAGUGCAUUCCAUUGCAUUUGCAUGAGUGAGACAACCCACACGCAACCAAAAACUGUUGCCAAACGACAAUUUCUACUCUUUCUUUAUCUUUCUCUAUUUGUCUCCACUCUGAUCAUUAUAUUGUUCAUCACCAUAAUAAACACUUAUAACAUAUAACAUAGAAACUUUCCUUGGUUUCAAACUUCACUUUGAUUUUGGGGAUGAAUCAUUUGAGUAGUUGGGUAUGAAAUGGAGGACGAAGAUGAGGAUCUUUCUCUGUGUUUUCAUGAACUAAAAGAAACUUGAUUGACUGUGAUGAUGAGAGAAGAGAAGGGGCCAAAGCCUUUCAUAGUGAAAUUAGGCUUGGCUUUAGCUCUUUCAUUUGCUGGAUUCAUCUACUCUCACCUCAGAGCUAAAAGAGUCAAACCCAGCAAUAAUACUUCCUCUACUCAGGGGCCUCNNUCAGGUCAAGGGAGUCACACUAAUAUGGGAGAAGGCAUAGGAGCAGCACUAGGUUCUGUUUCAGAAGGAAAUUAUUCACAUAGUCAGGAAGAUACAUGCAUCAACAGGGUGAUCUGUAACAAUUCAACCAUAGGUAUCUCUCAUAGCAGUAAACAAAAUGAAGAUAAGAAUGAGUUAUUCCUUGCUGAAUUUCAGAAUCUUGUGAAAGAAGUAGAAUUUGGAGCCACCCUUGACAGAAAGUCUUCAGAGAAAGAUGUAGAAGCAACAGCAUGUGUAAGUCAUGAGAAGGAUGACUAUGAAAAAGAGGUAACAAAGCUCAAAAACAUAAUUUCAAUGCUUCAAGAAAGGGAACAUAGUCUUGAGGUUCAACUUCUUGAGUGCUGUGGUCUUAGAGAGCAACAAAAAUCAGUGAAGGAACUGCAAAAUAGAUUGAAGAUAAGUAAUAUGGAGGCAAAGAUGUUCAGUCUAAAGGUUCAGACCUUACAAUCAGAGAAUCAUAGAUUACAGGAACAGGUGACUGAUCAUGCAAAAGUGGUUGCUGAGCUUGAGGCCACAAAAGCCAAAGUUGAACUAUUGCAGAAGAAACUUAAGCAUGAGGCUGAACAUAAUAGGGAGCAGAUCAUAAUUCUUCAACAUAGAGUUUCCAAAUUGCAAGAACAAGAACAAGAAUGCAAAGCUGUUUAUUGUGAUCAUGAUAUUCAAUUAAAGCUGCAGGAUCUUGAGUCUGAAGUAGAAGUGUUGAGGCAAUCUAAUUUCAGAUUGCAGCUGGAAAAUUCUGAAUUAGCUCAAAGAUUGGAUUCUACACAGAUCCUUGCAAAUGCUGUUCUGGAAGAAGCAGAGGGGGAUACUCGGAAGGAAGAUAUCGAACGCCUUAGACAAGAGAACGAGAGGUUGAUGAAGGAAAUGGAACAACUACAAGCUGAUCGGUGUUCAGAUGUUGAAGAAUUAGUGUAUUUGAGAUGGAUAAAUGCUUGUUUAAGAUAUGAACUAAGGAACUACCAGCCCCAACCUGGUAAGACAGUUGCAAAGGAUUUAAGUAGAAGCUUAAGUCCUACAUCUGAGAAGAAGGCCAAGAAGCUUAUACUUGAAUAUGCAAAUAGCAAUGGAGAAGGGAACAUUGUGGAUUUUGAUUUAGACCAGUGGUUCUCCUCCCAAGGUUCUUCUCUUACAGAUUCUGGAGAGUAUGAUGACUCUUCUUCCAUGGAUAAUUCAUCAACUGCCAGAACUAACACCACUGGAAAGACCAAAAUCUUUAGCAAGCUUAGGAGAAUCUUACAUGGCAAAGAUAGUCAGGUUUCAUCACAAGCAAAUUCUGGAGCUCAGAGCCGAAGAAGCGAGUUUACAACUCCCACCGUCACAUCUAGAGCUUCCUUUGAUUUAUCUGUAUUGACUAGGAUGAAGCAAAGUGAUAGGAGAAACUCAGAUAGCUUUGUCCUGGGAGGCUCAAGUAAAAUCAGUCCAAGGGGAGAAGCUUCUGAUUUGGAGAAAUAUGCAAAAGCUUUAGAAGAUUCUAGUGCGAGCGCUCGACACCAGAGGCGCAGAAGAGCAACAUCAUAUAGUUAGUGAAAAUAGCCUUAAUACACUAUACACUACACAGUUGACUAUGUGUAAUUAGCCUUAAGGACUAGUUUCAGAAUCCAAACCUCUGUAUCAAAUAAGAAUGCAUUUUGUAACAUUGGCAGGCAUUCACCAAUAAUGUUUUAGUUUGUUUCUA